Eimeria acervulina is the source of this 3888-nucleotide messenger RNA. RefSeq lists its product as hypothetical. The transcript has 6 exons. The record is from RefSeq and is a predicted model, not a curated record. NCBI's taxonomy places the organism in Eukaryota, Apicomplexa, Conoidasida, Eucoccidiorida, Eimeriidae. Bases 1 to 3888 code for a protein of 1295 amino acids.
AUGUGGCAAGCGCAGCAGCCGUGGGUGCAGCAACAACAUAGGUGGCUGCAGCAGCAGCUCGCAGGGAUUCAAGACUCUCCAGGGACUGUGAUGCUCAGACAAGUGAAAAUGCAGCAGCAGCAGCAGCAGCAGCAGCAACGACAGCAGCAAAUGCAGCAACGGCAGCACGAAAUCUUGUCUCAGGCCCGUGGGCAGAACGGCGCCACUUGUGGGGACCAGCAACAGCAAAAGCAGCAUCGGCAAGAGCAGCAGCAGCAGCAGCAGCAGCAGCAGCUACCGCGGGAGCUGUUGUUGCAGGGGAAGGCGCACCAGUCGCGGCCGGUGCAGCAGCUGCAGCAGCUGCAGCAGCUGCAGCAGCAGAACAGCGAACAGCAACACCAGCAGCACCAGGCGGAAGCCUGCAACCCUCACGGUGAACAGUUGCGCGGUGUGGGGUGCUGCUGCUCCAAGGAAGAAUUGCAGGGGGAGGAAUUGCAGCAGCAGCAGCAACAGCAGCAGCAGCAACAGCAGCAGCAGACGCAGCACCAGCAAGAACAGCAGCAGCAGCUACACGAACAGCAGGCGCAGCAGCAUCCACACAAGCAGCAGCAGCACCCACGCGAACGGCAGCAGCAGCAACCACACGAACAGCAGCACGAACGGCAGCAGCAGAACGCGCAGCAGCAGCAGCACGAACUGCAGCAGCAGAACGAGCAGCAACAGCAGCACGAACGGCAGCAGCAGCAGCACGAACUGCAGCAGCAGAACGAGCAGCAGCAGCAGCACGAACUGCAGCAGCAGAACGCGCAGCAGCAGCAGAACGAACUGCAGCAGCAGAAUGAGCAGCAGCAGCAGAACGAGCAGCAGCAGCAGCAGCACGAACUGCAGCAGCAGAACGCGCAGCAGGAGCAUAACGAACUGCAGCAGCAGAAUGAGCAGCAGCAGCAGAACGAGCAGCCGCAGCAGCACGAACUGCAGCAGCAGAACGCGCAGCAGGAGCAGAACGAACUUCAGCAGCAGCACGACCUUCAUCGCCGCAUGGCGCUGGACGGCAGCAGCAGCGACGCACCUGUUGAAUCCCCCUGCUCAGCCUGCCUCCCCAAGCGAUAUACAAAGACAGAGCCGAAGCAGCAGCAGCAGCAGCAGCACGAACAGCAGCAGCAGGAGCAGUGGCGGGAAGAGGAUUGCGCUGAGCAGCGGGAGUUGGCGCGGCUUGUGGAGGAGCAGCAGCAGCUGCAGAGAAAAGAGCAGCAGCAGCAGCAGCAAAUAGAAGAGACGCAGCAGAAGUGCAGGACAGUGGUUAUACAGAGGGCCUUUCUUAGGUGGGAGCUGCUGCAGGCUGCGCUGCAGCAAGCGGACACCGCGCAGCAGCAGCAGCAGCAACUCACUGUGAGGCUGCUGCAGCAGUUCCUCAACAAACGAAGACACGAAAUCGUAGUCAAGCAGCAGCAACUCGACCAGCAGCACGGACAGCAGCAGCUGCAGCAGCAGCGGCAGCACGCAGCAGAAAAACUAGCUGCCACUGCUGCUGCUGCUGCUGCUGAGCUGCGCAAGUUCUGGCCAGAGACCUGCAGCAGCAAAAGCAGCAGCAAACAUAUCCCAUACAAAUACAGUGCUGCCAACAGCACCCGCAGCCAUCGACGCAGCAGCAGCAGCAGCAGCAGCAGCAGCAGCAGUAGCAGUAGCAGCAGCAUGGCGGCGUCUUCCCGGUGCACGCCAGCGAGACAGAGGCCUCCGGGUGUAUAUACACUGCAAAACGGAGAGCUGCACACGCCUCGACAUCCCCAGCGGUCUCUACGCGCUGCUGCUGUUGCUGCUGCUGCUGCUGUUGCCGCUGCUGCUGCUGCUGCUACAGGAGGCCACAAGGGCUCAGCAAAGAGAAGUAGUACUGCUCUACUGAGCGAACCCCAAAGCAAAAAGCAGCGGCAGGGCACGCUGCAGCAGCAGCAGCAGCAGCGGUUGCUGAGCGUGAAGAAGGAGCUGCAGCAGCAUUCGCACCUAAGGCAGCACCAGGUGCAGCAGCACCAGCAGCAGCAGCAGCAACAGAAGCGUGAGGGGGCUCAGCAGCACACGCUGCAGCACCCGCGCAAGCUGACGCAGAAGCAGCUGCAGCAGCGAGCACAAGCCCUUAUCGCAGCAAGACAGGCGCUACGCAGGAAGAGGCAUGCAGCACUUGCAGCAGCAGCAGAAGCAGACUGCAGCAGCAGCACCUACAGCAGCAACGGCAGCAGCAGCACCACCAAUAUCAACAAAAUCGCAAAAAACUGGGAGGAGAGACUUGCGACGCACCGAAGACACAUACUGCAGACGUUGCUGCCUUUCCCAUACUCCGACUGUCUAGACACUGAGAGUACUGCUGCUGGAGCGACGAGCUCUACAGGCAGCCGCAGCAGUGCAGAUGCAGCAGCAGCAGAAGCAUCAGCAGCAGCAGCAGGGGAAGCUGGAUGUGCAGCGUCCGUUCCCGCUGCUGCUGCCGCUGCUGAAGCUGCUGCUGAAGCUGCCGCUGAAGCUGCUGCUGAUGCUGCUGCUGCUGCUGCUGGAGCCUCAGGAAAGAAGCAGAUACGCGUCGGUAUUGCUGCGCUGCAGUGGUGUGGAGUUCGUUUUAUUGAAGAUGCGCUGGGCCCGACAGCACGGCGGGUGUUCGCAGCAAUGCAGGGCAAAGGUGAAUUCAAAAUCUUCGGUGUCCGCACUGGGGAGUUCUUAACUCCAGCUGAAGGGGCGGAGGCAGCAAAGGAGUUGCAGCCAACGGGGCAGUACGACAGCAUCAGGACAUGCGACAUAUAUCCUGAUGCUUCUGAUGCAGAGGGUCGGUGGCGGCAGCGCGUGAAUGAAGCACUGAGGGAGGCGAAGGUGGUGUGCGAUCCCCGCGAGGAAGAGUUUGGGUUUAAGCGUUUCUCUUCUGGCUGCAGUGACACCGGAAGCUCUACUGCCGCCUUUGUCGCUGUCCCAUUUAAAGGGCUUGAGUUCACCUCCAUUCGCAAGGCCUGCCCCCUUGCCUUCGUACAACAUACUGGGGAACGCCUGCUGGGGGCUGAGGUGCUGCGGGGCCCAUGGGCAAAGUGGCGGCGCCAGCGGUCAACUGUCUGCGUACACCAGGUGUUGGUGGAUGGGCUGCCUCUUUAUGUCUACUCCAAUAACCCGCAGGAACCGUUGAACAUGGGGGAUGAGCUUUGUCUGAAUAUGCUGCAGUUUCCUGGUUUUCUAACAGAUACAUUUCUGGCGACGUUGGGGCUUAUAAAGCGGCGGCGUGCGAAUGCAGAGAGCGUCUUAGAGAAUUUACGGUUACAGGGCUACACCUCCCCGCAGUGGUUGCAGCGGUGUCUGCUGCUUAAAUACCCCCUCAACUACGAAGACAUAUGCUCGCGGGGGUCUUUAGAGACAGUGCGGCUUCUGGAGUUAAUCUCUAGAAACAACAAAGAGGGUCCCCGCAGUGUGACGUUGCUAAGCAGGCUGGGCCUGCCGAGCGGGCACAGCUCCAAAGAGGGCAAGGGCAGUGUUAGCAGCAGUUCGCAUGCGGGGCUGACGUGCUUCAUGCAGUGGCAUGUGGCGCACGACAGCGCAUGCAGAGAAGAGAUAGAGACUCUGCUGGCGGGAGAGGCCUCGCUGCCGCUCUGCAGCUGCCCCAGCAGCAUCAAGCUGAGACGCAUUGCUCUGCGGCUUCUACGGCUGCCAGAGGCAUACGCCUGCCUCCCCCCUCACGAGCUGGGGCCUCUUCUGGAGAGUCACUGGGUGGUUGUAGAAGGGGGGGAGAAGGAGGAAGGCGCAGGCGUAAUGCAGCGCCUGCUGCGUGCACGAGACUGCUGCCGCCACUGCUACAAAACUCACCCUGUGGCAAAGGCGUUCCCUCAGAUGGGCUGGAGAUACAGGUCUCCCCUAGAGCAGGGAGAGGCCUCUCAGAAACAGCCCUAA